GAGAGGUUGACUGGAGGAAUAUUGACACGAAGUCUCCUUGUCCUUAGAUACCUUAUCGUGAAACGGCAUAUUGUUAGUGAAUGGGCAGUCAGUCACUCACAGCCACCAUAUCUCUAUGAACAAUGUCGACGCCUCGCACCCUAUAAUCGCCCAGUGGCACACAAUAAUCAGUCACACCCUUUCCUUCCUCUUUCUGUUUCUUUUGGGGGUUUCAUCCUUUGAAAGCAACUCCGUUAUUUCUUGCCCAAUUGGGACUUUAUCCUCAACUGUCAUCCCUUCUGCACAUCACCCGUUCGAUCAUACAGCUUUCGGGUCUCUAGUUUCACCCUGAAAUCCAGAAACGGUUUCUGGGUAUUCAUAUUUCGGUUGAAAGGUUCUGAAUUGUACAAAAUUCCCAUAUUUUGAAGCUUCUGCUUCUUCCUCUGUUUACUUCACCUUGUUCAAAGUAACUGUUUCACUCUAUUUUUCAUAUUUUCCAUAUACUCUUUUCUUAGGCAAUAUUGUCCAUAUACUUGAAUCAUGCAGGUAUAGCCUUUUCUUCCUGAAUCUAUAAAUACUCUUUUCACCUCUAAAUUUAUUUGAUCCAUUGUCGUAUUUCUUAUCCAUAUUUUUUAAAAACCAAAGCAGUUUUGAAAACUAAUAAAUGGAAGCAAAUCAACUCCUCUUCAAAAGCCAUGGAACUGUAGUUGGUGGCUCGCUCUGUCUCAAACUUAUCCACCCAAGUUCGUCUGGAUAGAGUUAUAUUUCAUCUUCAUAGUACAUUCACACAUAGUUAGCCGAAGAACUCUAUGUGAAUGAUCAUAUCGAUAAUUGGAGCUUUCGAUUCCAUGGGAUUAAAGCUUAACAAUGCCCCUAAUUACCUUGGUCUUUCCUCCCUCCCUUCUGCUUCUUUCAGCUCCAAUUUCUCAACUCUUACCUUCUCUUCCUCAAUUUCUGCUCUACAUGAUCUCAGUAAUCCCAUCUCUAAUGGACUUAAAAAUUGUGCAGUGGGUAAUAGGAGUUACGACAGUUUAUUGGGUCUUCAUUUCUCACUUCGCCCAAAACGAACUGCAUCAUAUUUUAGAUCAAUUUCUGCCCUGCCCGGAAGUGAAGAAUCUGAAUCUCCCAUUUCUGUUAGCAGCAAUGCCGCAUUUAGUAUAAAACAGAGUGAAGAAGAAGAAGAAGAAGAAGAAGAUGAUGAUGAUGAUGCUGAAGAAGAAGAAGAAGAAGGUAUUCCCUAUGGAAUUGGGAGUUCAACAAUAAUAUCGUCGUGUUUCGUUGGUCUUCUUACGGGCAUUGGUGUUGUGCUCUUCAAUAACGCAGUGCACGAGAUACGUAAUUUUUCCUGGGAUGGAAUUCCUAAUAGAGGGGCAUCUUGGUUAAGAGAAAUGCCCAUUGAAGAUAUAUGGAAACGAGUUAUCCUGGUUCCUGCAUCUGGGGGAGCUCUUGUUAGCUUCUUGAAUCUGCUUAGAGAUGCUACAGAUGUAAAAGUGGACCAACCUCAAGAAGGAGAUGAUCCUUCCACUAAAUUUGGCGUCCCAAUUUCCAUUUCUAACAAGUUAAAGGUUGCAUUGCAGCCUUUCCUAAAGGCCAUUGCUGCUUCUGUAACCCUUGGUACUGGUAACUCUUUGGGGCCAGAAGGUCCUAGCGUCGACAUUGGUACUUCUGUUGGCAAGGGUAUUUCUACUGUGUUUGAGAAGAAUUCUAGAACAAAGCUUUCUUUGAUAGCUGCUGGAUCAGCAGCUGGAAUCUCGUCUGGGUUUAAUGCUGCAGUUGCCGGUUGUUUUUUUGCUAUUGAAUCAGUCUUAUGGCCAUCUCCUGCUGAUUCGACCUUUUCUCUCACGAACACCACUUCAAUGGUUAUUUUAAGUGCUGUUAUAGCUUCUGUAGUUUCUCAAGUUGGUCUGGGAGCAGAGCCAGCAUUCAAGGUCCCAGUUUAUGAUUUUCGCUCGCCAAGUGAGCUUCCACUAUAUCUCUUGUUGGGUGUCCUCUGCGGCUUGGUUUCAUUGAGCUUUUCUAAAUGCACAUCUUACCUGCUUGCAACCGUCGACAAAUUUCAUAAGGACUUUGGUGCACCGAGAGCUAUGUUUCCUAUUCUAGGUGGCUUCACUACUGGACUGAUAGCCUUGGCAUAUCCUGAAAUUCUAUAUUGGGGUUUUGAGAAUGUUGAUCUUUUGUUGGAAUCUCGGCCAUUUGUGAAACCCCUUUCAGCUGAAUUAUUGGCUCAGCUUGUUGUCAUCAAGAUUUUGGCCACCUCUUUGUGCAGAGCAUGUGGACUAGUGGGAGGGUAUUAUGCACCAUCACUGUUUAUUGGCGCUGCAACUGGAAUGGCAUAUGGGAAAUUCAUUGGCCUUGCGCUCUCUGAGCCCAACUCUGUACUUGACUUCUCUAUUUUCGAAGUGGCGUCACCUCAAGCUUAUGGAUUGGUUGGAAUGGCUGCUACUCUUGCUGGGGUUUGUCAGGUGCCUCUUACUGCUGUUUUGUUGCUUUUUGAGUUAACACAGGACUACCGAAUUGUUCUUCCUUUACUUGGGGCCGUGGGAGUUUCAUCGUGGAUAACUUCUGGGCAGAAAAGAAAAAGAAGUUCCCAGCAAACAAAGAAGCUUUCCUCAGGCAAAAGUCCUAGUACUCAGCAAUCUACAGCAUAUGAUAGUAAUGCAAACAACCAAUCUUCUAAUUAUGCAGAGGAUGGACAGACAAAUUACCCAAAUGAUCUCUGUGAAAUUGAAAGUACGCUUUGUGCAUAUGAAUCUGAUAGCGAAACUGUAGAGUUGGAAAGGAAAAUCUCCGUGUCUGAAGCCAUGACAACGAAAUACAUAACCAUCUUAAUGGGAACUUGCCUCGUAGAAGCAGUAAAUCUAAUGCUUGCAGAGAAGCAGUCCUGUGUAUUGAUCGUGGAUGAAGGGAAUAUCUUGAUUGGCAUAUUAGAGCUUGAAAACAUUCAAAAGUUGAGCAAAAAUGCUAAAUCAAGAGGUGAACAACUAAAGGAUGUUGUAGUUUCUGAGAUUUGCUCCCUGGAUGGAAAAAUGUGUCGAGUACCAUGGACGGCAACUCCAAGUAUGGAUAUUCUAACAGCUAAAAUGAUAAUGAAGAAUCUUGGUGUGACCCAAGUUCCAGUGGUGAGAGAUCAGAUGGGCUACCUUGUGGGUGUUUUAGACUGGGAGUGCAUUGAUCUCACUUGCAGAAUUCUUGCAACAAGAGAAUCCCUGGGCCGAUGAUGAUUUUUACUGCUAAAACUAUUGAGUUCAGAGCAAAAACAAGUGGAGUGAUUCAGUACAUAGAGAACACAAAUCAUAAUACAACUUCUAGUUGAAUCCUUCUUUAUUUCUUUGGAAGCAAACCACACCACACUAAACACAGGUUUUGUGAAAUGGGUUAGGUGAGCUGAGGAUCUAGGCCCACUACUACUUUUGCAGCCCAGGCAGUAGCUCAAUCACAUUAUGGCAUGUGCCACGUCAUCCAUUCCUCCCUCUUUUGGACAUUUAGAAAAACUAGAAAUUACACGUGCACCAUAAAAGUUCUAUUUUUUACUUUUUCUAUAUUUAAAUGUUGAUAUACACCAUUUUUUUCCUUUUUGAAUAA
Molecule: messenger RNA, 3561 nt
Organism: Cucumis melo (muskmelon)
Lineage: Eukaryota; Viridiplantae; Streptophyta; Magnoliopsida; Cucurbitales; Cucurbitaceae
Product: chloride channel protein CLC-e
Exons: 7
Coding region: 795-3197 (800 amino acids)
Biological process (GO): transmembrane transport; chloride transport
Cellular component (GO): chloroplast thylakoid membrane
Molecular function (GO): voltage-gated chloride channel activity
Source: RefSeq, a predicted model, not a curated record